Biomphalaria glabrata is the source of this 1321-nucleotide messenger RNA. Its product is annotated as ficolin-2-like. NCBI's taxonomy places the organism in Eukaryota, Metazoa, Mollusca, Gastropoda, Planorbidae. The coding region runs from base 391 to 1158 and encodes 255 amino acids. The transcript is spliced from 3 exons. The record is from RefSeq and is a predicted model, not a curated record.
UAUUACUAAGCCAAGAUCUAAUACCGAAGUUUUAAAUCAUAGAGUGAAAGUCUUUCUAAAUAUUGAAAUUAUUUUGUUUAUCAACUUUCCCAUAUUUUGUACACCUACCACAUUGAAAUGGUAACCAUAGAAUGUUUCCUAAUAGGUAAGGAACAACUCGAAUUAAAAAUGCCUUACACAAUCUCGAACACAAAUCGCCUCAAUAGUCCACACAUAUGCACAACGUCAUUUCUCUAGCUUAGAAACAUCACCAACUUUUCAAAAUGGAAGAUCACUAGAGAAUUUCCUUGAACAUCAAAAGCAAAAACACAGACAGGAGUGAGCAUUCAAAAGGAAAGGCCUAAAAAUAUAGCUUACCUCGUCAAAUAAAGAAGAUUAGAUCAGAAAACUAUGAAACAUUCUUGUAUUGGCUGUCUUCUGGUCACAUGCUCACUAGUCAGUGUUACGUUGAGCACAGUACGACAUCAUGCUGAAGAAGAUCUCAGGCCUACAGUGAGAACCACGAGGACGUCUCAUCGAACACUGAAUCCAUCAUUUCCACAGACUUGUAAGGAUGUACGAAAAACAAAAGGCACCAGCAGACCUGUUGUUGUUUUAGCAGACGGCUUUGAGGUUAUGUGUGAUACCAGGACAGAUGGCGGUGGCUGGACGGUUAUUCAGAGGCGUGUGGAUGGCACUGUCAAUUUCACGAGAAAUUGGCAAGACUACAAAUAUGGUUUUGGUGAUUUUGACAAUGGAGAGUUCUACCUGGGGAAUGAGAAUAUCCACUUGAUUACAUCCCUUAGACACUACGAAAUGAGGGUUGACAUGGUCUACAAAGACAAACGAAAGUUCGCUUCCUAUUCUAUGUUUAGAAUCUAUGGUGAACCCGAAGAUUACAAGCUAAUAGUAGGCGGCUACUCCGGCAGUGCAGGGGACAGCCUCUCUCCUAUCCACAAUACUAUGAAGUUCAGUACCUACGAUCGAGACAAUGACGCCCACUCCAACAACUGUGCUAUGCUUUAUAAGGGAGGUUGGUGGUACAACGCAUGCCAUACUUCCAACUUGAACGGGAUCUGGGGUAUCAAGGAAUUUGGUCGUGGAGUCAAUUGGAACUCUUUUACAGGAUUUCACGCUAGUGCUAACUUUACUGAAAUGAAAAUACGCCCAAUACAUUGAUUUGUUUCCAAAUAUGCUUUCAACUGAACCUAUGGAUUUCUUGUAAGGUCAGAUUGUGUUGCACUACAGUAUGUACACUAUGUCAGACUUUGUUCGGGUAAAUUGAUCUAAUGUUACAUCUGUUGUAUGCUUUGAAGAGUUAAUAAACUUCAAGUGGCCAUUA